GUGAGCAGAUUUUUGAGACGUCCCAGAGUAGUCUAUGAAGCCAUUUCUGUUUCCGGUUUCGGAGAGAAAAACCGCGGAUAUCCAUCCGUGACGUUUAACUCCUGCGACUCUCGAGGGUUCGGCGUGCUUCUGGGUGAGCUUUCUCGGGUUCCGGGAAGGACCUCUGCUCGGGAAACGUCGAAAUUCAGAAGGGUACCUUCUGAACUAUACGAGCAGCGUACGGCGCGUCCUCGCCACCAUGACGGACCGGUACACGAUCCACAGCCAACUGGAACACCUUCAGUCCAAGUACAUCGGCACCGGCCACGCUGAUACCACCAAGUGGGAAUGGCUGGUGAACCAGCACCGUGACUCGUACUGCUCCUACAUGGGCCACUUCGACCUCCUCAACUAUUUCGCAAUCGCAGAGAACGAGAGCAAAGCGCGCGUGCGCUUCAACCUGAUGGAGAAGAUGCUGCAGCCCUGCGGUCCUCCGGCUGACAAACCCGAGGAGAACUGAGCUCCCAGGGCCCUCCCGACAGCCGCCUCUCUCCUUCCUGAGAAUAGAUCUCAGAUCCUUUUGGUAACCGCGAGGAUAAGCCCCACAGAACUCUAUACCUUUUUUAUGCCCCUUGUGGAAAGGCGACUCAUACUUCCCGCACGUCAGUUUGGCAAGUGGAUCCGUAGCCCCAUACUCUGUGCCGGGGUCUGGGACUGUGAAACUCAAGAUGUGCUUACGCAGCAGCUCCGGAGCGGGGAGAAACCGAGAAAACUCGAGAGAUUUGGGGGUGCCCCACACACGUCCACAACUCACUCUGAAGUUAAAACCAACUUACGGGCUUGGCAGAAUAGCUGCAACGAAUUGGGGGAAGGGGGGACGGAAGCGGGGAGGCCUCAGAAGGCCUAUAGACCACAAGAAUCUAAGGACUUAAAGAGUUUGAAGAGACUUCACAUCUCAUAUCAUCCAGGUUGUUGUUGUUUUUAACCUAGGGCCUAUAAACUUGUGCUUCAAAUGACUUUUGAUAUCUGUAUUUCGAUGCAAUUGGUUUCUUUUAUAAUCGUAAUGUAUUUUGUUUUGUGCAUAUGAAAAUAUUCUGAGAAUACUGUAUUCAGGGCUGCUAUAACAGUUUGCAGCACAGACACAAGAAAAGGUCAAGAACAUCUGAUUAAUCCAACAGAUUUAUUUUAUUUAUUCAAAAAUUGGGGUUUAGAAAGGAAGCCAUUUACCUAAGUUCAAAAUAAACAUUUGAAUCCACAUCUAA
Molecule: messenger RNA, 1241 nt
Organism: Monodelphis domestica (gray short-tailed opossum)
Lineage: Eukaryota; Metazoa; Chordata; Mammalia; Didelphimorphia; Didelphidae
Product: splicing factor 3B subunit 5
Biological process (GO): mRNA splicing, via spliceosome
Cellular component (GO): U2 snRNP; precatalytic spliceosome
Source: RefSeq, a predicted model, not a curated record